Messenger RNA from Orbicella faveolata, 2158 nucleotides. RefSeq lists its product as uncharacterized. Lineage: Eukaryota; Metazoa; Cnidaria; Anthozoa; Scleractinia; Merulinidae. The record is from RefSeq and is a predicted model, not a curated record.
ACAGUUAUAAGUGUCGAUCGACAGUUAUAAGUAGCGAUCGACAGUUAUCGUUUUCGACAGUUGUAAGUGUCGAUGGUCAGUUAAUAAGUGUCGAUCGACAGUUAUUAAGUGUCGUAAGAAAAAAUAAAGAGAUGCUUUCGAUGACCCUUCUAAGCCACCGUAUUCUAAGCCACCGUAACAGUCUGCAGUCUGCAUGGUCUGCGUUUUGGGGUGACCGCUUUCCUACGGAAGCCCUAGUAAUAACGUUUGCCUGGCGAAUCCGUCCGGUCCGUAUACAUGACGUAUUUGCUCCUAGCUAAACUUACCUCUGACUAGUACUGGGAAAUCCAAAAUGGCGAUAUUAGGUUGCAUAUCUCUUAUCGCAGCAAGCAACGUAAUCCUGUUGAUAACGGGAGCGUUGUCGUUGCCUUUGUACUUUUCAUUUUAUGGUUCUGAAGCAGCAGUAAGAUUUUCGUUGCUUCUUUGUAUGCAUUCUUGCCUACUUGCGGCAGUUCCAAGCGUUUUGAAAUCUGUGCUUCCUAUGCUCCAGUUGCUGUUGUUUGCAGCUCUUCUUCUUCUUCCAUUCAGUGCAACUCCAUUCUUUAUGGUGUGGUGCUAUCAGAAGCUUCUUCAUCUUUCAGAGUCUGCAUUUUUGAUCAUUGAAGCAGUGGAGAUUGUUGUGGUUGUGAUGUACAUAAGCCAGUCUUUUGUGAAUGAGAUUGAUGAACAGCCAGUUAUAGUUAAGUCUUGCAUUUUGGCAAUCUCCGGAGCUUCAUUCCUUUUGUCAUUAUUCCUCAGUUACCAUUUGUUUAGGGAUAUUCAUACAUCACAUAUGGAAACUUGGGUUACAGGAUUUGCUGUUACGCUUUCUGUUUUGGUGUUCUUUGUUUGCAUUUAUAAGGAAGAAGCAGGAAUCAUAUCUGAUGCAGCUGUUGUUAGCUUUGUGAUGAUGUUUAUUGUCUGGGCCAUGAAACAAGAACGACUAAUGGAAGAAAACUCCCUCGAUGCUCCAUCACAAUGGCUACAAUCGUUCAAUGACAACCGUUCAUUCCUCAAUGUGUUCUUGUCAAUGGCAACCGUGAGCAUGGAGCACCUGUCCCGUGUCCAGAGAAUUAUUUCUAUCUUUGUGUCGCCUACAUGUCUUCUGUUUACGUCAGUGAGGGUUGCAAGUGUUGUUGGAUUUGUGUUUUUAACGCAAAUGUUAUACUCACGCGAGGAAGAAGAACACUGCUCAUUGUGUAUGUCGGAACCAAAACCAAACAGAGAGAUUUUACGUCCUCUUUACAUUCGCUUGAUAAUAAUUUUUGUGUACACACAAGUGGUAGUUCGCACUAUGGACUCCACUACAACAUCCAAUGUUCACGAUCUUGACAACAGAGCUUCUAGUGUGGAUUUGUUUCCAGUGCUAACAGGCGUCAGAGUCUGGCGGAUUAUACAACUGUUAAUAGUGACCAUUAUCUAUCUUAAUCGGCUGUUCAAGCAACUUGAUUGAAGGUGCCCUUCACACCAUUACCUGAGUGGAUUGGCUGCAAGGUGACUACGGAGAUGCUACAAAAGUGUCCGUACGAGAAUAAUUGAAGACGCGAAGAACACUUGCCACUUGACAGAGCCAGUGAUUGGCUAGAUAGUUGCUUAGUAGCAUAACGUAGGUAAAGUAGGUGUUCUGGACGUACAAUUUUUACCGCCUGUUUAAUCCUAAGUGGUCAAUUCAAAUUUCAGACUCGCCAGCCGGACACCAGCCGUAUGCAGUGGCUCUGUUAAUUCCAAUCCCGCUCAUCCGCCCCCGCNCCCCCCCCCCGGCGCUUGACCAACAUUUGACAGGUUGUAGGGGUAUUUGACAUUUUAGUCAAAUACAAAGAAUUGUAAAUCGAUACUUUUUGAAAACGAAAGCCUGCUUUAUUAAACAUGAAAAAGAUUAACCCUACAUUAAAAACAUAGAUGUAUUUUUUUAGAUUUAACCUAUUGGAAACUAGCUCGUGCCCCACCUCCAACCCCAAAAGUUCAUUUUGGUCUUCCACGUGCGAAAGAAUCGAGGUGAGAAGUGAGUAUGGUGUUGGUCGUUGGUUAAGAGAAAAGGACCUAGAAGUUUUAACAAAAACCUUCGAACGUAAGUUAUUGACAUUUUUAUAACCUUAAAGUGCUACUAUGAUCAAAUUUUUCCCCCUUGACUUUUUAGGUG